Molecule: messenger RNA, 2671 nt
Organism: Microtus ochrogaster (prairie vole)
Lineage: Eukaryota; Metazoa; Chordata; Mammalia; Rodentia; Cricetidae
Gene: Spmip6
Product: sperm microtubule inner protein 6
Cellular component (GO): perinuclear region of cytoplasm; manchette
Molecular function (GO): alpha-tubulin binding
Source: RefSeq, a predicted model, not a curated record
GUGUGCGUGUGUGUGUAUGUGUGUGUAUGUGUGUGUGUGCGUGUAUGUGUGUGUGCGCACGCGCGUGCAGCUGUACGGGGUGUCGUGCAUACUGUUGUUUCUGCUGCUCUGGCUGCUCUGGGGAGCGAAAGUUGAGGAUGUAACUCGGUGAGGAGGGGAUGGUGGCUCUCUGCUGGCUGGGCAGUAUAGACCUGCCCUCAUGUGAAGACAACUGGAAACACAGACAGCCUCAGACUGCUAGGCCUAUGCCCCACCAGCCUCUUCUCACCUAGCCAAAGCGUCCAAAGUGUAGCUUCUCCAGGCCUCCUGCUGACACCCCAGACAGCUGGUGUUUCCGCUGUCAUGGCUACUACGCACACACCACGCUCUGGGUGCCAGUCCUGGGAGGUGGGAGCUAGAGCAGACAUGGUGAGAGGGAGGAGUGGGGCUGUUGGCUUAGGAAGGAGAGCACCCCUCCUACGCCAAGCCACGCGGGGGCUGCCACUCCAAAGUGUCAGAGUAUAGCUCUCCACCCCCCACACCUCCUGUCCAGCUUACCUCCCCUAGUGCAGAGAUCCUAACUAGAUAAUGAGAAAAUGCCAAAGGAGGCAAGUCAGAGAAAGUAUGUGCCAGGCCACGAGGCCCAUAGUGGCCCCCUUCCCCACCCUGGUUAGCAUCCCCACCACCCAUCCUCUGGGCCCCAGAACUAGAACUCCUACGACCCCACCCCACUGGGCUCUUUGGCUCACCUUCUAGAACAUGGGUACCUCCUCUUUAGACUGCUGACUCUGCUGCCGACUAACUGUGGGAUUCUGGCCCAUUCGAUGUCUGUGGCCCUGAGAGCCGGGGAAGCGCCCUCCCCACGGGACAGACUUGUUCAUUAACAGGCAAGGGCUUUAGACUGAUGUGGUUCAUACACAGCGGGUAGGGAUAGGAAGCUGGCAGCCAGCAGCUUCUGUGUCCAAGGAGAGUCCAAGGUGCCCUCCCUCACUGUCUGGAAGUUGAAGGGGAAGAGCCAGGGCCUUAGCUUGCCCCUGCUCCCCCACCCCUUGUAGAUACUGCCUUAACACUCCCCCACCCUCGGCUGUGGCUGCCACCCAGCCAGGUUUCUCCGAGCUCACUAAUUUAUUUCCAAGAAGGUGUGUGGAAGACAUGAGCCGUGUAUAAUAUUUUUUUUAACAUUUCCAUCGCAGUAUUGACCAUCAUCCUUGGUUGUGUAUCGUGUAACACAAAUAAUGAUAUUAAAAGCAUCAAACAAGCCAGACUGAGCUCCUUACCUGGGGUGUGGGCUAAGGAAGGGAAGAAACUGAUCGCCUGGAUGCACAUUGUCCCUCUCCCUCUGCUUGUUCCUGGUGUGUGGCCCUAGUCCAUCAAGCCCCUCCUAACCUCUGCCUGUCUUCAGCAGUGAGAAGUGUGGCCUACAAGUUUUCUAGGGGCCUUCUGAACUCUUGGGAAAUGAAGAUUUUGAAAGGUUCAAGGCAGGAAGGGGCUGGCCAAAGGGAGGAAAGGAUGCGGCCCAGACAAGUGAUAUCACAAUGGGCACUGCCCAUCCUGAAAAGGAAGUUGGGUGGGGUAGAAGCAAGAAGGCCCAGGGGGAAGGACACUGACAGGUCCCCAAAAAGGAGGGGGUCACAGCAGCUGGGGCACCUUCCAGGCUGGAGGUGUGGGCUAUCUCCGGGAAGGGGUGGUCACUGAUGUCCAGCAGGAGUCCUUGAAAGGCAGAGCCCACUAGAGCAUCCCUGAGACUCCACCAUGUUCCUCUUCUCCCGGAAGACCAAGACCCCCAUCAGCACCUACAGUGACUCCUACAGGGCUCCUACCUCCAUCAAGGAGGUCUAUAAGGACCCACCUCUAUGGGCCUGGGAAGCCAACAAGUUUGUGACUCCAGGUCUGACUCAGACUAUGCACCGCCAUGUGGAUCCCGAGGCUCUUCAGAAGAUGGUCAAAUGUGCUACGCAGGACUACACCUAUAAGAACUCCAUAUCAGGCCACCCUUACUUGCCUGAGAAAUACUGGCUCUCUCAAGAUGAAGAGGACAAAUGCUGUUCAAGCUACCUGGACAAUGACCGUUACAGCACAUGGAGGACAGGACCUUACAGCAACUACUGGGACAAGUACACCACCUGUCUCCCCCGACUGCCUAAGGAUGCCGGGAUGGAGACGGUAGUGCGAGGAAUGCCGUUGGAGUACCCUCCUAAGCCGGAGCGCCUCAACGCCUACGAGCGCGAGGUAGUAGUGAACAUGCUGAAUUCGCUGUCCCGGAACCGGACUCUGCCACAGAUUGCGCCCCGCUGUGGGUGCGUGGACCCUCUGCCGGGCCGCCUGCCAUUCCAAGGAUACCAAAGCCCUUGCUCUGGCCGCCACUACUGUCUGCGCGGGAUGGACUACUGCACCACCGGGGAGCCUAGCAGAGAACGCCGCCUGCGGCCUUUGUGUUCCAAGGAGCCGACUGUAAGGAGUGUCUCGCCCUACGUUCACCGGCCCGGAAUGCAAUGUGCUGUUACAACUCCCCCGCCAUCAUACUACCCAUUUCCCAACCUUAAAUGGGACACAAGCCACUUCAAGAAAACUGGUGGUUCCCAGAGAAACAACUAUGUUGUCCACCCUGAGUUUGUGUCUGAGACCUAUCCUGUCUACCAUUCCUGGUAAAGCUUUGGCCAGGUCAAGGAAGAGGGUGGAGCAAUAAACUCUU